Molecule: messenger RNA, 1281 nt
Organism: Sphenostylis stenocarpa
Lineage: Eukaryota; Viridiplantae; Streptophyta; Magnoliopsida; Fabales; Fabaceae
Source: the annotation of a GenBank genome assembly
AUGGGUGCAUCUGGAAAAUGGGUGAAGGCGUUGAUCGGACUUAACAGCAAGAACGAACUUGGUGGGAAGAAGAAGAAGUGGAGGCUGUGGAAGAGUUCUUCUGCAGGGGAGAACAGAUCUCCAGACUUCGACUAUGGCAGUGUAGCUUCCGAUUCUUUCACCGCUGCAGUUGCCACCGUUGUCAGAGCUCCACCUAAGGAUUUCAAACUCCUCAAGCAAGAAUGGGCCGCUACCCGAAUCCAAACUGCUUUCCGUGCCUUCUUGGCAAGAAGAGCAUUGAGGGCGUUGAAGGGAGUGGUCAGGCUUCAAGCACUUGUAAGGGGUAGACUUGUGAGGAAGCAGGCUGCAGUCACAUUGAGGUGCAUGCAGGCCUUGGUUCGUGUCCAGGCACGUGUGAGGGCACGGCGCGUGCGAAUGUCCAUUGAGGGGCAAGCAGUGCAGAACAUGCUCAAUGAACGCCGCACCAAGGCUGAACUCUUCAAGGAAGCUGAGGAAGGGUGGUGUGAUAGCAGAGGAUCAUUGGAGGAUGUCAAGACAAAACUACAGAUGAGGCAAGAGGGAGCUUUCAAGAGGGAGAGAGCAAUUGCAUACUCUCUUUCCCACAAGCAAUGGAGAUCAACCCCCAUUUCAAAUUCAAGAGCUAAUACCUCUCUCAACAAGCAAGAGAUGGACAAGGCUAACUGGGGAUGGAGUUGGUUGGAACGUUGGAUGGCUGCAAAGCCGUGGGAGAGUAGACUAAUGGAACAAGCUCAUCAUCGUGCUGAUGCCACCGAGAAGACCCCUCCUCCUCCAAAGAAAUGUGUGAACUCCUCAAAUUCAAAAAAUAAUUCUGAUUCAUGCAAUGUCAAAGUCAGAAAGAACAAUGUCACCACAAGGGUCUCAGCUAGACCUCCCCAUAUUGGCCAAACCACUCGCUCAUCCUCAAGUCCUAGUUCUGAGUUUCACUAUGAUGAGAGCUCUAAUUCAUCUUCAAUAUGCACAUCCAUGACUCCGAUAUCUGGUAGUGCUUCAUUGCCUUGUGACAGGAUAGAGGAUAGUAACAACAGUUCUACUAGGCCUAGUUACAUGAACCUAACCGAAUCAACCAAGGCAAAGCAGAAAACCAGCAAUCAUCAAUACAAUAGAUCUCAGAGGCAACAGUCCAUGGAUGAGUUCCAGUUUCUCAAAAGGACAGCGGUUUUCUCAAAUGGAGAUUCCAAAAGCACUGAUGCUUCUGACCCUUCAACCAACUUUUCUAGGCCACUUUACUUACCCACCUACAUGGAUAAGAAGUCACGGUGA